AUGGAUGACAACAGGCCGCGCGCCGGUGCCUCUGCUGCGGCCGCCUUACCUGGUGCAGCGCCGACUGCGCGCUCCGAGGCAUCGAAUCCACCCGCGCCGAGCAAUGCGCCCAAGAUCCAGCAGCCGAAACCCCAAGCUCUGCCAUCGCGAUCCGGCCCCAGCGCCAUCCUGGUCUCGCCGCGACAGAAAGGCAACCCUAUUCUCAACAGCGUGCGCUCCGUCGCAUGGGAGUACUCUGACAUUCCCGCCGACUAUGUCGUCGGCGCCACAACAUGUGCGCUCUUCCUGUCACUCAAGUACCACCGUCUGCAUCCCGAGUAUAUCUACAACCGCAUCCGAGACCUGAAGGGCCAGUACAGUCUUCGCAUCCUCCUCACCAUGGUCGAUAUUGAAAACCAUGAAGAUCCAUUGAGGGAGCUAUCCAAGACGUCACUAGUCAACAACGUCACAGUCAUGCUAUGUUGGAGCGCACCGGAAGCCGGUCGCUAUCUGGAACUUUUCAAGACAUUUGAGAAUGCUGCACCCACCAGCAUUCGCGCUCAGCAAGCAGGCACUUAUUCAGAGAAAAUGGUCGAAUUCAUCACCGUACCACGCAGCAUCAACAAGACGGAUGCAGUAGGCUUAGUCUCUAAUUUUGGUAGCAUCCGCACUGCAAUCAACGCCGGGCCUGAAGAAAUUGGCCUAAUAGCAGGCUGGGGUGACAAGAAGGUUCAGCGGUGGUGCAACGCCGUCAGAGAGCCCUUUAGGGUCAAGAAGGCAGCGAGACGAGCGGUCGGUCAAGACAGCAGUGCAGCGACCAUGUCACGCGACAUCUCCAUGGCAGAAGGCGAAAGCCAGAUGCCGCCGACAGCGGAUGCUGAUGACACAGCACACCGCAGGGUAGACGAUGCCGGGCCUCUUGCACUGGAGCUGGAGAGAUCCGCUCCUUUUGCAACUUCAGGGUCGGACGCAGAUAAAAGACCCGAUCAUCGCAUCGCUGAAGAUCUCAAUCAAGACGAUGAAGAAGCAAUUCGUGAGGCAGAAUUGGGUCCAGUUCCACGAGGCAAUGAGACUCAACCCUCUGCUCCGCCAGUGAAGCGGAAGCAGGUAGAAGAGGAAAACAUGAGCGAAGGCGUCAUGGCUGCACUCAGCAACGUUAUCUUCGACUACCUCCACGCUGCCGACGUCAAAUCUGCGAGAGCUGUGAGUAGAAUGUUCCGAAACAACGCUACACCUGCGCUCUUUCGCAGUAUCGUGGCUUGUGCAAGAUAUCAAGCGCUAGGCGCCUUCCAAAACGUAUCACUACACUCGAUAUACUCGGGCUAUGUAAGAGAGAUCAUCUUCGAUGGAACACUAUACGAUGGGCAUCUCGCGAAAGACCAUCGCAACUACUCUCGAGCCGAAGAGGCUAGCGGCAAAUUUCAAUCAGGAUCCUUCUACGCAAUGCGAACCAGGUGGAGAAGAUACCAAGACCUUCACAAGGAACAAGAGAGCAUGAAGGAAGAUGGUGUCUUGUUACAAUCAUGCGCACGAGGCCUUGAGAACAUGCAGAACAUCUCGUCCAUCGUUUACUCGCCAUAUCAACACACCAUCCCUAUGGAGGUCAAGACACUGCGCGAUCUGCUACCAAGAGGAGCUCUUCCCGGCACCUUCACCGACAACCGCACCACUGGCUCGGAUCACCCUUUCCGCCAACUUAUUGGUGCCGUCUUUUUGUCAGAUUACACUGGAAUCCGACAGCUCACGAUCGAAGCACCUCGCGAAGGCCACCCGCGUACUGAGCUUUCUUUGGAUAUGUUCAGUUUCCCAGACACCAAUGAUCUGAGCGCCGGGAAACAUCUCUUUCAAAAUUUGGUUAAGUUAGACAUAAGUCUGUCUAUCCUCAACAUAGAGAGUCAGACGACGCAUCCUAUGACUCAGAUCGAUCCUCCUGAACGACAGCUUGAGAACCUGGCCAAAGUCCUCGAGGCUGCCCGGGAGCUGCGGCACCUCUCCUUUGGCAUACUAAACUGGGGGUAUCUCAACGCGCUGAUGUGGGAUGGGGGCGACAUUCCAGAGGGACGCUCCAUCGUCGACUUCAUUGGUCUUGGAGCAACAUGGCGGAAGCUCCGCUCAUUGAAGCUCGAAGGCUUAUACGCCAGGGAGCGCGAUCUGUGUGAAUUGAUCAACCGACACAAGGACACCCUUAGAACCCUCACCUUCGCCAGAUGCACUCUUUGCGCAGGCCUAUGGGUCGAAGUGGUGAACGAGGUCGUUUUCAAUGCGUCCAUGAUCGCUACAUUCGAGUUGGACCAUGUCAAUGAGCAAAACGCUGGCUGGAAUCUGACUAGCGUCGGCAGGACCAACCCGAUGUUAGGAUACGAAGGUCGUCUAACUGUGACGAAAGAUGGAGAACGUGAAUUUGUCAACAGCAACCCGGAUAAGCCCUCGGUUUACGACGCCCGCAACAACACAACAAACUCAAUAUGAUCAACGGUUUCAUCAGCUCGUUACCCAUCAUUACGCACACCAAUGACUUGGUAUUGGCGAUUACUCAGGCAUUCCUCCAUCUUUGGUAGCAUAAAUCAGGUAUUAGUUAAUAGUCAUACGUUGUUUUGCUG
This is a messenger RNA of Alternaria rosae, 2579 nucleotides long. RefSeq lists its product as uncharacterized. The record is from RefSeq and is a predicted model, not a curated record. The coding region runs from base 1 to 2448 and encodes 815 amino acids. NCBI's taxonomy places the organism in Eukaryota, Fungi, Ascomycota, Dothideomycetes, Pleosporales, Pleosporaceae. Gene Ontology annotation, biological process: mitotic recombination; UV-damage excision repair; meiotic mismatch repair. Gene Ontology annotation, cellular component: nucleotide-excision repair factor 1 complex; ERCC4-ERCC1 complex; nucleus. The transcript has 5 exons. Gene Ontology annotation, molecular function: single-stranded DNA binding; damaged DNA binding.